Fonsecaea erecta is the source of this 852-nucleotide messenger RNA. RefSeq lists its product as hypothetical. The transcript is spliced from 3 exons. Lineage: Eukaryota; Fungi; Ascomycota; Eurotiomycetes; Chaetothyriales; Herpotrichiellaceae. The record is from RefSeq and is a predicted model, not a curated record. The coding region runs from base 1 to 852 and encodes 283 amino acids.
AUGAGCCAGUCAAUUCCGGUGACCCAGCACCCAGAAGCUUCAAGUGGUGGAGGAGGCCUCCAGCAGGCGUCAGGGCCACCAAGCGGUUCGACGGCAUCGAGCUUGACUCCAACCGCCUCGCCACUGAAACCAAACCCGCAGGCACAAAUAGUCGUCCUUCUCAUACACGGUCUGAACAGUUCCGAGUCCGCCUUCAUUGGACCAGAUGGGACCAGCUGGGCGACGGAACUCGACCAGCAGAUCGCACCCCUUAUUGGGAACAAGCAGGUCGAAAUCUUUCAGGUCGGAUGGCAAACCACGCCGAAAUCCCCGGCGAACAUCAGUUUGAACAUCACGGAUACAACACCAGGUCUGUUGGAUACCAUUUCUGCGAAAGUGCAGGGUCGAGCAUGGGUGGCUGUUGGCCACAGCAUGGGUGGCAUGGAGAUUCUGGCGGCCAUGGGAACAGCCUUUCAAGAAACCACCCAGCAGGGCGGAAACCCCAGGACAUCGGAUCCUCAACGACUGCAAGCCUGGAGAGUUCUGUUGGAUAGUUGUCUAGGCAUAUUUCGGCUCGCAUCCCCUGGCCAGGGUUCUCCUUGGGGGCUGUUUGGGUUGGCCAUAGCAAACGCACUUCCUCAUUGGAACCCCGACCAAGUCCGCGGCCUACUGAUCAACUCAGAGGAGUCAGAAGCCAUUACAGCGUCUUCCAACCUGUGGUUUGAAAGCCGCAAGACGGCCGGCCGUAUAGUCAACGUGUUCUCUGCACAGGAAACCAAACCAAUCGUCCCACUGACCGGCAAGGCAAGUUUAUCCCUCCUCCUCCUCAAGGAGAGGGGGAGAACACUGCUUCAGAAGAGGGCACCAGACUAA